Molecule: messenger RNA, 1649 nt
Organism: Hydra vulgaris (swiftwater hydra)
Lineage: Eukaryota; Metazoa; Cnidaria; Hydrozoa; Anthoathecata; Hydridae
Biological process (GO): amino acid transmembrane transport
Cellular component (GO): membrane
Molecular function (GO): amino acid transmembrane transporter activity
Source: RefSeq, a predicted model, not a curated record
UAUAAAUACUAACAUUUUUUAUAAUAAAACUCUCUCACUUAUAAUAGUUUUAAAUUACAUGUGUAUAUUGUGUAUGAAUAGUUUUGAAUAAUAGUUAUUGGUCAUGGAAGAAAAGGAAAAUACAUACAGCUAUCCACCAUUAUAUGAUUGUUCAAAAGAUGACACAAACGAAGCAGGUGUUUGUAAUAAGAUACCAGAUGCUUAUGAAAAUGAAGAGUCGAGCAAAGAUAAGCUACAGCUUUCCAGUGAUAAAAACAAUAAAAUAAGUGCUCAUGGGAUUGGUGUGCUUACGGCUGGAAUAUUUAUUGUUGGUGAAGUUUGUGGUGCUGGUGUUGUUACUUUUCCUCAAGCAAUGUCUAAAACAGGAUGGCUAGGUUUACCAUUAAUGUUAGUUUUAUUAUUUGUAUGCACUUACUGUGGUGUUUUGCUUGGAUAUGCUUGGAAACGUGCCAAACACCAUCGUUUAGAGACUGAACCUAUCAGAGAUCCUUAUCCUUUCAUUGGUGAAAUUGCAUUUGGAAAAAAAGGUCGUCAUGCAGUUACAGUUUGUUUGAAUACUGUUCUAUUUUUUGGUUGCGUUAUUUAUUUAAUACUGUGUGCAGAAAUUUUGCAAAGCAUCUAUUCAUUCCAUAUUGGUCUUACUCCUGGGAUUUCAAGUCUUCGUAUUUGGCUGUUGAUAAUAUCAGUUGUGAUUAUUCCAUUUACUUGGUUGGGCACUCCAAAAGAUUUUUGGUUUGUUGGUGUUGGAGCUGCUUUUUCAACUACUUUAGCUGUUAUACUGAUUAUAACAAAAUACAUCCUAAUUCGACCAAAUGAAAUAAAUUCAGUUGAAAAAGCUCCAGUAACUACUCGUUCUUUCUCAUCUGCAUUUGGAACAAUUGUAUUUGGAUAUACUGGUGCAGGUUUGUUUCCUACUAUACAGUCAGAUAUGAAAAAUCCAACUAAGUUUGUUCAAGCUGCAUCAAUUGGUUAUGCUGGAAUAGGAUUACUUUACAUUCCUACUGCUGUUGGAGGAUUUCUUACUAUUGGCAAAGAUCUCAAUGAUAGUAUUCUAGAAACGCUUACUCAUUAUGAUCAUACACAUAAUUUGAAUCAUGGCAUAGUUGCAGCAGCAGAACUAUUAUUUGCAUCACAUUUUUUGUGUGCAUUUGUGUUAACUAUAAAUCCAUUAGUUCAACAAAUGGAACGUUUUUUCAAUGUACCCUAUGAGUUUUCAAGACAAAGAAUAUAUUUUCGAACGUUAGCUGUGCUAUUAGUAUGUGCUACGUGUGAGGUCUUUCCACAAUUUGGUCCAAUUGUUGAUUUGAUUGGUGGAUCAUUAAAUGUGUUUUUGUGUUUUUUUUUCCCUAUUUCAUUUUAUUUGAAAUUAUAUCCGGAAACAAAAUUAGGCCCAAAGUUGAUAAUGGGCUUUAUUUGUUUCAUUGCUUUGAUUGGAGGAGUUCUUGCAACAACUUUUAAUAUACUAAAUAUUAAAGAGUCUAUCAAUGAACUCUACUUUAAACAUGGUGGUCAAAAAUAGUAAACGGUCACCAAUGGUUUAUUUUCAACACGUAGCUUUUUGAAUAAUUGCAUUGUCGAGAAAUAACAGUUUUAGUUAACAGUUUUAAAUUUCUCUUUGAGUUUAAAUAAAUAAAAUAAAAAAUGAAAAA